AUGUUGAAGCAAAAAGCCUUAGUUGAUGUGCUCGGACAGGUUAACACAAGCGGUGUUGAUGGAUCGUGGCUUUUCAAUAAAGAAGGAUUGCUUCUGGCUUACGUCGGAAGUGAACAGAAAACUGUCGCAUCCAAUGUUUCAUCUGCACUUCUUGCCAGUGUCUGGUCAGCUCUUGAGAGAAGAGCAAGUGACCUAAAAGAGACCAUUCUCGUUCUGGAGGAUGGAGUCAUCGGAUGCACAAUCGUCGCUCGUUCAAUGCUGCUCGCUGUGAAAGCCAACAAGAAGGCUGAUUUGGGAAUGGUUCGCGCGAAACUUCACUCACUGUCCGCUUAUCUCGAGCAGCCGAUUUUGUCGAUUUCACACGAUUUGGGAUAA
Molecule: messenger RNA, 375 nt
Organism: Caenorhabditis remanei
Lineage: Eukaryota; Metazoa; Nematoda; Chromadorea; Rhabditida; Rhabditidae
Exons: 2
Coding region: 1-375 (124 amino acids)
Biological process (GO): cellular response to amino acid stimulus; positive regulation of TOR signaling
Cellular component (GO): Ragulator complex
Molecular function (GO): guanyl-nucleotide exchange factor activity; molecular adaptor activity
Source: RefSeq, a predicted model, not a curated record